CAUCUCCCUCGCUCUUCUCUCUCUCGACUGCUCUCAAUCAAUAGACCUAUUUGUUUUCUUCUUCUUCUUCUUCUUCUGUUGCACUCUGUUUUUUCCCCAGUAACCAAAAGUAGUUUAAUUCCUCUCAUUUCAGUGGCUUCAAUUGGUUUUGGUGGUUGUAUCUUCUGGGCCAGCUUUAGAAUCCAUGAACAAUGGAUUCUGGAAUUGAUACACAGACUCAAAAUGGGGCAUCGGAUAACUUAGCUGAUGUUGAGCUUAGAUUAAAUAACGAUGAUGCAAUUCUCGGAACUUCUGUUGGGGAGGUCUCUAAUAUUGGGCAAACUGAGCAAGUGGGUCAAAAUUCUGCAAGCUUGCAGGUUGAAGCAGAUGAACCAUAUGUGGGUCAGGAAUUUGAAUCAGAAGCAGCUGCACAUGCAUUUUACAAUUCAUAUGCACUGAGAGUAGGUUUCAGAACACGUGUAAACGAUCUAUCUCGCUCUAGGGUUGAUGGGUCUGUCAUUGCUCGAACACUGGUAUGUAACAAAGAGGGUUACCGAGUGGCUGAUAAGCGUGAUAGGAAGAGUGUGAGACCUCGGCCCCCAACUAGGGUUGGUUGCAAGGCAAUGAUUUCAAUGAAGAAACUGAGUAAUGGAAACUGGGUGGUUGCAAAGUUUGUCAAGGAGCACGCCCAUUCCCUGACUCCUGGAAAGAGUGAAAACGGAUUGAAUGAUGAAUCUUCAGAUAUGUGUAAUAUAUAUGUAUAUAACACCUCUACAUCUGCAUCAGGGUUGUCCAUUUUGAUUCUGAGAAUAGUCGUUUGCUUGAUACCAGCCAAACAUGUGUUGGAGUUUCAGUAUGCGGUAUCUUUUAGUUUGUCCGAGGGCUUAGAACUAGAGAGUCUUCUACAGGCACAAUUAACGUCUGUGCACAUACUGGUCGCAAUCACUGAGCUAUUUAUCUUAUUUUGUUUUCCAUGACUGUGGGUGGAAGUUAUAACCAAGCAUCUUG
Rosa rugosa (rugosa rose) is the source of this 987-nucleotide messenger RNA. RefSeq names its product protein FAR1-RELATED SEQUENCE 5-like. The record is from RefSeq and is a predicted model, not a curated record. Bases 192 to 956 code for a protein of 254 amino acids. The transcript is spliced from 4 exons. NCBI's taxonomy places the organism in Eukaryota, Viridiplantae, Streptophyta, Magnoliopsida, Rosales, Rosaceae.